UCUUCAGCCAUAUUAACUCUUUUGUUCUUUCUCUCUCAUGGAUAUGGCUGACCCUCAGAACGACGCCGUUCUUGCCUACCCUCACAAUAACCUCAAUAAUAAUAAUAAUCUCCACCAGCUUCCCCUCCUCACUGUUACUCUCAAGUUUGAAGAAGUUGUUUACAAAGUGAAAUUAGAAGGGAAAGGCGGCGGCGGAGGCGGCGGCUGCUGCGGCGGCGGCGGUUCAUGGGGCGGCACUAGAGAAAAAACCAUUCUAAACGGAAUAAGUGGAGUUGUUUUCCCCGGCGAAAUACUCGCCAUGCUUGGCCCUUCCGGCAGCGGAAAAACCACCCUUUUGACAGCACUUGGCGGCCGUCUCUCCGGCAAACUCUCCGGCAAAAUCACUUACAAUGGACACCCAUUUUCCGGCGCUACCAAGCGCCGGACCGGCUUCGUCGCCCAAGAUGACGUUUUAUACCCUCAUUUAACCGUCGCCGAAACCCUUCUCUUCACCGCCCUCCUCCGCCUUCCCUCCUCCCUUACUGCCGACGAAAAAGCCCAAGCCGUUGAACGAGUCAUCUCCGAGUUGGGUCUCACUCGCUGCCGCAACAGCAUGAUCGGCGGCCCACUUUUCCGGGGAAUCUCCGGCGGAGAGAAAAAAAGAGUCAGUAUCGGUCAAGAGAUGCUGAUUAACCCUAGCUUGCUUUUGCUCGACGAACCCACCUCCGGUUUAGACUCCACAACCGCCAUGAGAAUCAUCACCACCGUUAAACGCCUCGCCGCCGGCGGUCGGACAGUUGUCACGACAAUUCAUCAGCCGUCCAGCCGCCUUUACCACAUGUUUGAUAAGGUUGUUUUGCUGUCGGAAGGCAGCCCAAUUUAUUACGGCGCAGCUUCAACCGCCAUGGAUUAUUUCUCCUCCAUUGGAUUCUCUACCUCCAUUACCAUCAAUCCAGCUGAUCUCCUUCUCGAUCUUGCAAAUGGAAUCGGCCCUGAUUCGAAAUAUGCAAACGACGGAGGAGAGAACAUGGAACAAGAACAAAAGGGUGUGAAAGAAGCCCUAAUUUCAGCUUAUGAUAAGAACAUUUCCUCCACAUUGAAGGAUGAGCUUUGUAGUUUGGAUGCUAAUAACUUCACUAACUAUGCAAAAGAUGCCUCAAAGAGAGAGAGGAGAUCAAGAGAAGAGUGGUGCACGAGCUGGUGGUAUCAAUUCAGAGUGCUAUUGCAAAGAGGGCUAAAGGAGAGAAGGUAUGACGCCUUCAACAAGCUAAGGAUCUUUCAAGUCAUAAGUGUAGCCAUUCUUGGUGGACUCCUUUGGUGGCACACUCCGACAUCCCACAUCGAAGAUCGUAUAGCGUUGUUGUUCUUCUUCUCCGUCUUUUGGGGCUUCUACCCGCUCUACAACGCCGUAUUCACCUUCCCACAAGAACGCACCAUGCUAAUCAAAGAGCGAUCCUCUGGCAUGUACCGUCUCUCCUCCUACUUCCUCGCACGAACCAUCGGUGACCUUCCUUUAGAACUCGCUCUCCCAACCGCCUUCGUUUUCAUAAUCUACUUCAUGGGUGGCCUCAACCCUCACCCUCCCACCUUCCUCCUCUCCCUCCUCAUCGUCCUCUAUAGCGUCCUCGUCUCGCAGAGCCUCGGCUUGGCAUUCGGUGCCAUUCUCAUGGAUGUCAAGCAAGCCACGACGCUCGCCUCCGUCACGACGCUCGUCUUCCUCAUCGCUGGUGGCUACUACAUUCAACAAAUUCCUCCGUUCAUUGUGUGGCUUAAGUAUCUCAGCUAUAGCUUCUAUUGCUACAAGCUUCUGUUGGGUGUGCAGUACAAAAACGACGACGUUUAUGAGUGUGGGAAAGGGGAGUUUUGUCGGGUGGCGGAUUUUCCGGCGGUUAAGUCGGUCGGGUUGGACCGGCUUUGGGUUGAUGUUUGUAUUAUGGCGCUCAUGCUGGUUGGGUAUCGGCUGGUUGCUUUCUUGGCUCUUCAUAGGGUGAGAUUGAGAUGAAGAAUUAAAGAGAGUUUUUGUUCUUUGGGGUAUGGCUUUGUAUGUUUUGUAAUUUGUUCUUGGUUUCUCUUUCUCUCUCUAUGACUCUCUUGUAUCAUCAUUGGUAGCCAAUAAGGGCAAAGUUGGAAGAGUUUUCAUCUUCUUCGAUCCA
Messenger RNA from Cucurbita pepo subsp. pepo (vegetable marrow), 2132 nucleotides. NCBI's taxonomy places the organism in Eukaryota, Viridiplantae, Streptophyta, Magnoliopsida, Cucurbitales, Cucurbitaceae. The record is from RefSeq and is a predicted model, not a curated record.